AUGGGUAGAUCACCUUGUUGUGACAAAGAUGGCCUCAAGAAAGGCCCGUGGACUCCUGAGGAGGAUGCUAAGCUCGUUCGGUAUGUUCAGACACACGGCCCGGGAAAUUGGAAAGCCCUUCCCAAAAAUGCCGGGCUCGAAAGAUGUGGGAAGAGUUGCCGACUCCGGUGGACGAAUUAUCUUAGGCCCGAUAUAAAGAGAGGAAGGUUCUCAUUUGAGGAAGAAGAAACCAUAAUUCAACUCCAUAGUGUUCUUGGCAACAAAUGGUCAGCAAUCGCGGCCCGUCUGCCUGGAAGAACCGACAACGAGAUCAAGAACUACUGGAAUACCCACAUUCGAAAGAGGCUUCUCAAAACGGGUAUCGACCCAGUUACCCACGGCCCGCGGCUAGACCUACUCGAUCUAUCGUCCCUCCUCACCUCCCCUCCGGCUCUCAACCUCCCGAGCCUCCUCCAACUUGCAUUGAGUCUCGUCUUGCAAAACAAGAGCCCACCAGUAGUCGACCCGACCCAUCCCCACCACUCGAGCCCACUCUUCCAACCUAACCGGUUUGAAAAUAUUAUCACGGCACAACAAACCCACCCAUCAAACCUAGCAACUUCCUCUUUUCUCAAUGCAUUCCAGUCGGGGUUUCCCGUCGGACACACGGACGACCCGACAGGCCAAAUAAUUCACGAUAAUUUAACAACAACGACAGUUGUUACUACAAUCGAUGAUCAUAGCCUACCGACUGAUUACUCGAGCAUUCGGUCGUGGGACAAUCUGGGGUUCGAUGGCUCGGUUUUGUCAACUCCGAACACGUGUAGCCCGACAACUCCAUUGAACUCGGGACCUGCGUUUAUCGAUGGCGGCGUGGAGGAUGAGAGGGAGAGUUUUUGCAGUAGCUUGUUGAGGUUUGAGAUUCCAGAGGGUUUGGAUUUUGAGGAGAUUAUUAUGAGAGAUUUUUGA
Striga hermonthica is the source of this 948-nucleotide messenger RNA. NCBI's taxonomy places the organism in Eukaryota, Viridiplantae, Streptophyta, Magnoliopsida, Lamiales, Orobanchaceae. The record is from the annotation of a GenBank genome assembly.